This is a messenger RNA of Carassius auratus (goldfish), 7382 nucleotides long. RefSeq names its product SET domain-containing protein 5-like. The transcript has 25 exons. Gene Ontology annotation, cellular component: Set3 complex; Rpd3L-Expanded complex. NCBI's taxonomy places the organism in Eukaryota, Metazoa, Chordata, Actinopteri, Cypriniformes, Cyprinidae. Gene Ontology annotation, biological process: regulation of DNA-templated transcription. The coding region runs from base 620 to 5179 and encodes 1519 amino acids. The record is from RefSeq and is a predicted model, not a curated record.
AACCCUGUAUUAUGGUUGUGUGUAGGCUUCGCUGGGAGCAGCGGUCGAUGCCGGUGUAGAGAGGGGGAUGGGCAAUACUGCAAAUGUAAAGGACAUGAGAUUGAAUCACAGUCUUGAAUCACCAAGUGCUGUACAUACCCAUAUAAACACCGACUAUAAUUUUGUAAAAUAACAUUGUAUAUUGAUGUAUUAUUUAGCAACUUAGCGCUAACAUUUGAAGACCGCACAGUGUCUUAAAUGGGAGAAAAUGUGAAACUUUCAACUCUUGUGUAAGGGACACUGAGAAGUUUUGAAGAUAGCCUGAGAGCCUCGCGGUUUACAGUUCACAGGAAACACCGAGGUCGCAAGAGAAGGCCUUCUGUUCUGCCUCGAAUCGAUGUUGGAUUUUUUUCAAACACUAAACACCUUUAACGUUAAAAGGCAUUUGAAUUUCAGUUACGCUGGAAGGACGGUAUAGGACUCCUGAUGUGCGUGGUGUGGUAUAGCAGCGCCCCAUCUGAGGAGUGCUUCGCUGCUGCCAUUAGGAGCCCUUGAUUCUCCUCUUCCCUCCCCUCUCCCUCCCCUAACCCCCUUCCCGCCCCGCCCCCACCCCCUUCCCUGCGUUGCUGCACUUGACGUCAUGAGCAUAGUAAUUACAUUGGGAGUCACCACACCCGAGACACCUUACACCGAUAUGGCCGCUGGAUCAGAUCCUGAGUCAGUUGAAGCGAGCCCAGCAGUAAAUGAGAAGAAUUACUCAAGUCGCAGCUGUGGGAACACACAGAGUCAUGGAUAUGGGGGUCUUCCCUAUGCUAUGCAACAGUCUUCCGUUGUGUGUUGUCAGGAUCAUAACUAUGGAGCUCCACCCCGUCCCACCCCUCCUGCCUCCCCACUCUCCCAGACCGUUUUCUCCCAUUCGGAACGCAAUGGCACUCUGGGACGAUCGCGACCCUGUUUUCCCACCAAUGAACCAGACAACUCUGCUGACAGUGAGAGCUCAUCGGAGGAGGAGGAGGUGGUGGAAGGCGCAAUUCCACCUUCUUGGUGUCAAUGCCGUCUAAUGCAAGAUGGCUUCCUCAUUAAGUGUGAGAGCUGCAGGGGUCUGGAGAAGAAAGGUCUGGAUGGGCAGCGCAGAAAAGCAGAGAAUGUUUCAGUUGGCGAGAGCAGCGCUACAGAGAGUGGAGAUGAGGACAUGUCAGCUGCUGCUGUGUCAUACACGGCCACUCAACACACACCCACUAGCAUCACCCUCACUGUCAAAAGAGUCAAACAUAACAAAGUCAAGAAGAGAAAGAAGAGCACAGAGAAAGCACGCACUACUCCUAAAGCCAAGAAGGUUAAGGCUUACAGAGAGGGUUCCAGAAAAUCAAUGAGAAUGAAGAAUUCUGCGUCUGAGGCUAGUGUUCUGGAUGAGAAUACGACAGAAGGAUGGGAGACUCGAAUUCAGCAGUGGACGGAUCAGUAUGAAGAAGCUCUGUCUAACCAGUACAGUGCUGACGUGCAGAACCUCCUCAAACACUACUGUGCCAAUGGCAACUCGUCCCCCACCCCAUCUACUGUCGCCAUGGACACCAUUAACAGAACAGAACUAGCUUACAACAACACUGUGUUGGGCUCACAAAUGCAGUUGCAGCUGGGUCGUGUAACACGUGUGCAGAAACAUAGGAAGAUUCUCAGAGCAGCACGGAAUUUGGACCCAGAAAUGCUGGUCAUUGAAUACAGAGGCAAAGUCAUGCUCAGACAGCAGUUUGAAGUCAAUGGACAUUUUUUCAAAAAGCCAUAUCCAUUUGUCCUGUUCUACUCCAAGUUCAACGAAGUGGAGAUGUGUGUGGAUGCCCGAACAUUUGGCAAUGAUGCACGGUUUAUCAGAAGAUCAUGCACACCCAAUGCUGAGGUGCGGCACAUGAUAGCAGAGGGGAUGAUUCACCUGUGUAUCUACGCUGUUGCUCAAAUUUCAAAAGAUUCUGAAGUCACAAUCGGCUUUGACUAUGAAUUUAGCUGCUGUAAUUAUAAAGUGGAUUGUGCAUGUCUCAAGGGCAAUCAGGACUGUCCUGUGCAGAGACACAAUCUCCACCCCCUUGAACUGCUUUCCCCCCAGUCUUCAAACUUUGCCCUGCCUGGAGCAGAAACACGGAGGAGACGAGCCCGACGCAGAGAAAUGGAAGAGGACAGGCUCGUAACUGGUGUAUCUGAUGAAAGCAACCACCUGCUGGAAGAUGCAAAUGAGACACAGGGAGUUACCGAUACAGAGGAUGCUCUUAUGGACAGAGUGAAGUUGGAGAAUGGAGAAGAGGAGUUAGACGAGAAUGGAGCGCUAAUACCAAACAGACGUUCUCGUGAUGAACGCAAGGCAGAGGCCAUAAUGCACAUGUUUGAGACCCUUGAUAGGAGAAAGAAACGUGGUCAGGGCACAGCGCAGGCUACACCUGAAGAAACCAAACUGGAAGCAGGGGAGGCAGAUGUUCCCUCCCUUACAUCAGGAAACUGUGUUCCAAAUACAGGAGCUGUUGGAGGAAUCAGUACAAGGCGCACCUCCUUUGCUGCUGUGGAAACAACAGAUAUUGACUCUGAAAAGCCCCCUGCUACGCCCAGUCCUGCCCCUAAAGCGCAACCUGCCCGCAGUUCCAAACCACGUCCUAAGAGCCGCAUCUCCAGGUACCGCUCCAGUUCAGCCCAGCGUGCUCGAAGACAGCGGCAGGCUCUUUCUCAGCAAGCAGCAGAGGGAGUUUUAGUGGGAGAUGAAGAAGGCAGUGCAGGGGCAGGCCUCAGGGAGCAGGGCCAGGGAGAGGGAGCUCCAAACUGUGGGAAUCUCCAGGAUGGAGAACUAUGUGGAGCCGCCUCUUCAGGGAUGGGUAGUAAGACUAAUGUCAGAUACCCAAAAACCAAAAAGUACCUGGUAACGGAGUGGUUAAAUGACAAGGUUCCAGAGCGGGUGGAGGAGUCUUUGGAACGCCCUUUACGCAUCACCACUGACCCUACAGUUCUGGCCACCACCCUCAACAUGCUGCCUGGACUAUCUCAUUCACCUCUCAUCUGUACUACCCCCAAACACUAUGUUCGUUUUGGUUCACCGUUUAACCCAGAAAGACGCCGGCGACCCUGUAUGAUUGACCCUGCUUAUGGUUCUUGCAAGAAGAGGUGGAUGAAACAAGCGAUGGAUGAGAGCAUGUUAUCUGGCCUAUUGGAAGAUGGAACGGAGUCAAAUUCGUCCCACAAAAGUAACACCAGCAGCACUAGCAGCUCUCAACCAUUCAAACCUGAGCUGACUGCACCAUUUAAGAAGAGGAAAUUGAAGUGUUCAUCAGAAACGGCAGCUCCACCUUCUGAACUCUUGUUACGACCAUUGUCCCCCAUCACCCCACCUCUGCCCUCUGAACUUCCCAUGACACCUCUUCAUCCGCUCAUGACUCCCUGCUCGCUUUAUUUAGGUGGAGAAUUGGAGAAGCUGAAUUCUACCAUGCUUUCUUACUCUCCUCUCACAUCCCGACCAGCCAGCCGCUGCAAUACACCUCUACAGUUUGAGAACAUCUCUUCACCUGAGGCCUCUCCUGUGCACAGAUCAGAAUCUCUGACUCCAGAACCCUGUUUGCGACCAGACUUCACUUCACGGGUCACUGCCUUCCCGGACUUUUCCACAAGCCGGGGAAGCCCAGCUCCUAUGUCAGAUGACUUCUCACUUGCUGCUCCAGACUCUCUGAAUGGAUCUGGUGGUGGGACUCCCCAUAGCUCAGCUGUUGUUUCCAGUCUAUGUGACUCUUCCUUGGUUUCACAUGCCAGUGAGGCACAAGCCAGAGAACAGGCCUUUAGGACAGAAUUUAACCUCAUUUACACCUGCUCUCCCCUCAAUGCCAGUCUACCCACUGGUCCAGUAAGUGACAGACACUUCCCACAAUCAGAGGGAGGCUUGUCCACGGUUGACUCAGACUUAAGCACAAUAUGCUGCCAGGGGCUGCUGAUGGAAGCGGGGUCUAGCUCUGGCUCUCUUUCAAUGUAUCUGGACACACAGUUUGGUGGUGGAUAUUCAGAGCGCAGCACAUCCCCCAACCCAAGCAAUCCACCACAGAAGAAGAAGAGGGUCAUGGUGAGUGCUGGUAGUCAGCUGGCUGGCUUGUCUGGGUACCAGGCAUUAGCUGUAAGGGGCCAGUUCAAGCCAGAGCAGAACAUGGUCUCUCUGCUGGAGUACAGGGAAAGAAAGAAAGGACCCAGGGACCCAGCGCAUCACGUCACAAACCUCAGCUCCGUUUGCAAGUCUCCAGGACAGCCGCGCACGCAAUUUCAUCCUUCAGUCUCACCGCACAAUUCGUUUUCUCCAGAACGACAAGCCUUCCCACAGAUAGAGGAGGUCAGUCCUCCUGGCAUCAGAUCUGGAAACCACACACAGACCACAGUGCUGGGAGGACCAGAAUCCAACCACUGGAUGGUCCCUACAUCAGUUGAGCGGUUGAGGGAGGGACAGGGUGCUCUGGAGUAUGUUCUGAGGGGUAAUCUGAACAUAGAGCGUGCCCUUAAAAGAGGGGCAGAGUCAUUAAUUCCAGAUGCUGGAAUUAAUGACCAAAUCAGCAGUCGUGACAAGAGCUCUGAUGCUGUUGAAAUGGACAGGUUUGAUCUUCAAAGCUCAUCUCUGGCCUCUCCCUUAAAAAGUCCUUCGCUUCGUCCACAUCAGAUGCUGCCUCUCCAGCCAGAACCCCAUCAGCAUUUGGAAAGCCCAGCCUAUGACCAGCAGAGCUCCUCCUCUCCAUUCUGUCAGUCUGUAAGUCCCUCACCUCCCCGCUGCAGCUCUGGGGGGCCAGGUUACUAUCCUUCAAAGCUGACCACACACAGCCCACUCACCCAAGAGAGCCCAUCCUCUUCUACAGUAUCUAUCUCCUCAGUGGACUCAACAAUGUGUGCACCACAUCCUAGUAGCAGCAGUGGAGGUGGAAUGGACACCUCAAGCCUUAAAGCGAAACUGUUGGACAGCUCCCUGUCUGCUGCUCUCUCUCUACCCGCCAGAGGCCACCUGAAAAUGGACAGUGCUGCAGUACCACACACACAAGGUGCUCAUGGCUCCAGAUUGACUCAGUCGUCCAGAGUCCACAGCCAGAGAACAGACAGAGCCAGUCAGGCUAACUCAAGACAUCUCACAGCUUCUGGAGCACAGCACUAUCCACAAAGAAAUUUACAGGGUUCGGGGGUAUGGACACAGUCGAGGACCUUUUAGGACCCAGAGUGUGCAUGUAUAUGUCUGUGUAUGUGUGUAUGGUUGCGUGCGUGCGUGUGUGUCAAGAGAGAGAAGUGUGUGCCAUCCUCCUUACUUUUACCUGUGGAGAAGAUAUGCAUUGUUAGAGGGAAUUGAUGUAUUGAGUUCUGUAUGGAUGGUAUAUUUUUGUCUUUACUUUCCCCAGUUCCUUUUAUCUUUUUCCAGAAACUGAAUCUCUGCAGUUACAUGUAACUUAGUGUGGACGUCAUAACAAUCAAAUCAAUGGAACAUUAAAGUAACUAGUUUGGAGUAUAUAACCAGAUUUAAAUGUAUUUUGAAAAUUCACCCAAAUGCUACAAUGUGUUCACACUGAAGAGCAAGUAUUUAAGAGUAAGAGAAAAAUUACGCAGUUGAGCACAAGUGCUGAAACAAAACCGUUUCUCUAAAAGUAAGGUUCUCAUGUUUAAGACUUAUCUAAGAGUAAAAUUGAUCAUCCUGAUCUUAGAUGAGUUUUCAACUUUUUAUGUAUAAUGAAUGAUAUCAUGACCGUAUGAAAUGGCACUCUUUAAGAUGCUUUGCACGCUUGACUCGGAGUGCACUCUCCUGUUUUGUUUUAUCAGAAGUCGUCAUCAGAACAGCCAUUUAUGGUGUUCAUGGAUGGCACGCUUGACUCAGAGCAAAGUGUUUUUGAAUGCACAUGAAAGCAGUUCUUUGUGAACAGUGAGUUAUUUUCUCACUCUGAAUCAUUCCAGUGUCUAGCUGUCGUUAGGGUCCGACGGGCCUCUAGCCUGUUGAAUUCUACUGUUAGUGUCAUAAAAUCAUGAUUCACUUGAUAUAUAAUACUUGACAAGCAGAUCUUAUGGUGCUUCAGUUGGUCCAGUUGAAUUGUUUAUUCUGUUUACCAGUGUGAUCACGGUUGCCUCUUAAGGUAAAAACAUGCAAUUGCAAGUUCAAAUUUAGUUUUUUAACUUGUUUCCAAUGAUUGUUAAAGACCAUCUGUGACUCGCAAAGCGCAGGACUUUGCCAAAAAGAAUUUGCAGAAAUGUUUUGUAUAAAUGUGUACCCUCCCAAGCCCUUUAAUCCUAAGUGUAUACUUAAUUUCUUUCACUUCAUUCUCUUCAUUUGAUUUUCUCUCCUUGACCAGUCCUUGCAUUCCAGACAUUAUUUUAGAAAGGAAAAAAAAUGCUAUGGCCAAAUGGUUUGAUCAGAAUAUAAGACAAAGCAAGUGUGCUGCUACUGUGGUCUCUAAAAUGUUUUCCCCCUUUUUUAAAUUACAAGCUGCUCACAGGGCAGUCAUUUUAACAGAAAAGGCACAGUGCUGUACCUCCCUUGGAUGAUACCUUUUUUAAACAGUAAGGUUACCAAGUCAUGUGCCAUGAUAUACACAGUAGUGGGAUAUUUAAACCCUACUUCAAACAAAACCGAUGCCCCCUGUUGCAUUUAGAGAAUAAAAAUUGUCUGCUUGAUGGAUUAUUCUAGCGGGGUCCAACAAUAGAAAAGAUUAAGUCCGUUUUGUUUUGGCCAAGUGUGAAAAGAUCUUUAAAUGAUGACGGGUUAAUGUGGUGAGUCUUAGCUCACUGUUUAUAGGAAUGUCUCUCAAAAAGGAAAAAAGGACUAUGUGAUCUGAAAUUUACCAGCACCUGAAAUACAUGAUCAUGUGUACUUGGGUUAAGUGUUAUUCUGUUCUCAGAUAAAUAUAGUACACCAAAUUUGCUGCAUGAUAUUUCUUUUGUGUCAUUCUAACAGUUUAGGGUUGGGUUUCUGGGAUUCUGGGAAAGGCUUUGGUUGAGACUCGCCUCUUCUUAAACCCAAAAACAUCUGGCACUUUUCUAGUAUCCAUAGAAAUAUUUUUGUUGUAUUGUUUUAUUUUUUACCUAAUUUGAACACUUUCCCUUUUCAUGACAUAAGAUGCAUCACAUUUGGCUUUUUAAAUAAAAUGUUUGUGAACAUUUUUAAAACUAGUUUUAGCAUUUGCUUAACAUUGGUUGCAUGGAAAGAGAGCUCAGUGUGAGUGAUAACAAAGGUUUGUUUCCAUUUAUCCAUUCAUAUAAAACAAUUUAUGGAGUAAGCGCAAAAUAAGGUCUAUGGUAGGCCUUAAAAAAAUGUAAAAUUCUGGCCUCGUUGUACUCAUUACCCUUUUUAAACUGGCUAUUAAGAUGUGAAUUUGGGCGAUCCUAUCACAAGUGUAUAAUGCUCAAUACAAGUCUAAAUGAUGUCCAAAUUA